AGCGUCCGACACUGCCCGGGUCGGGGCAACAGAGGCCAGGUUAGGUGGCGGAGGCCAGUGUCUGGCCCCGGGCAUUUAUCGUCCCAUGUUUCCGUCGCCUCAGGAAAUCCCGCGGCCGAGUGACGAAUGUGCGGCCGGAAGUGGGGGCUCAGUGACUCGGCAGGAGAAGAUGGCGUCCGUGUGGGACGAGGCUGAGCAAGAUGGAAUUGGGGAGGAAGUGCUCAAAAUGUCCACAGAGGAGAUCAUUCAGCGCACUCGUCUGUUGGACAGCGAGAUCAAGAUCAUGAAAAGUGAAGUGCUACGUGUGACGCACGAACUGCAGGCCAUGAAGGACAAGAUCAAGGAGAACAGCGAGAAGAUUAAAGUGAACAAGACUCUGCCCUACCUCGUCUCCAACGUCAUCGAGCUGCUGGAUGUUGAUCCCAAUGACCAAGAAGAAGAUGGCGCCAACAUUGACCUUGACUCCCAGAGAAAGGGCAAAUGUGCUGUGAUCAAAACCUCAACCCGACAGACCUAUUUCUUGCCAGUGAUCGGUUUGGUUGAUGCAGAGAAGCUGAAGCCCGGAGACCUGGUGGGAGUAAAUAAAGACUCCUACCUGAUCCUGGAGACCCUGCCCACUGAGUAUGAUUCCCGAGUGAAGGCCAUGGAAGUGGACGAGAGGCCCACGGAGCAGUACAGUGACAUCGGGGGGCUGGACAAACAGAUCCAAGAGCUGGUCGAGGCUAUCGUAUUGCCGAUGAACCACAAAGAGAAGUUUGAGAAUUUGGGGAUUCAGCCUCCGAAGGGAGUGUUGAUGUACGGACCCCCAGGGACUGGGAAAACCCUGCUGGCCCGAGCAUGUGCCGCACAGACCAAGGCCACCUUCCUGAAGCUGGCGGGGCCCCAGCUGGUACAGAUGUUCAUCGGGGACGGAGCCAAGCUGGUGCGGGACGCCUUUGCUUUGGCCAAAGAGAAAGCCCCCUCCAUCAUCUUCAUCGACGAGCUGGACGCCAUCGGAACCAAGCGCUUUGACAGCGAGAAGGCGGGGGACCGAGAAGUUCAGAGAACGAUGCUGGAGCUCCUGAACCAGCUGGACGGGUUCCAGCCCAACACCCAAGUCAAGGUGAUUGCUGCUACAAACAGGGUGGACAUCCUGGACCCCGCCUUGCUGCGCUCGGGUCGCCUGGACCGCAAGAUCGAGUUCCCGAUGCCCAACGAGGAAGCCAGAGCCAGGAUCAUGCAGAUCCACUCCCGGAAGAUGAACGUCAGCCCUGACGUCAACUACGAGGAGCUUGCGCGUUGCACCGAUGACUUCAACGGGGCCCAGUGCAAGGCGGUGUGCGUGGAAGCGGGGAUGAUCGCGCUUCGGCGGGGGGCCACGGAACUCACCCAUGAAGACUACAUGGAGGGCAUCCUGGAGGUGCAGGCCAAGAAGAAGGCCAAUCUGCAGUACUAUGCUUAGGGAGGCCGGGGGGAUCCCGGGCCCCAAACCCGGGCCCAGCUCAUCUGGCUCGUGGGCUGGCAACAGUAGCAACAAUAAAGGUGGUUAGGUUCUUUUCUCCCAA
Messenger RNA from Antechinus flavipes (yellow-footed antechinus), 1544 nucleotides. It is a transcript of the gene PSMC3, whose product is annotated as proteasome 26S subunit, ATPase 3. Lineage: Eukaryota; Metazoa; Chordata; Mammalia; Dasyuromorphia; Dasyuridae. The record is from RefSeq and is a predicted model, not a curated record. Bases 86 to 1441 code for a protein of 451 amino acids. The transcript has 12 exons. Gene Ontology annotation, molecular function: ATP binding; ATP hydrolysis activity; proteasome-activating activity. Gene Ontology annotation, cellular component: proteasome regulatory particle, base subcomplex. Gene Ontology annotation, biological process: proteasome-mediated ubiquitin-dependent protein catabolic process.